GUGCCUCAGGAGACGAUGGCGGCAGAAGUGGAGGCCCACAAGCUGCUGGUGCGGCGAUGCCUCGACGACAUCAAGAAGCUCGACGGCGGCAGCAGGUACCAGGUGGACACCUUCAUCCCUCCCAUGCGGACGCUUGAUGAUCUGAAACAGAAGAUCCGGAGGCUGCCCAAGAGCCUCUGUGAGGAUGUGGCGGAUGUGAUGGCACAGCAGGGAGCAGCUGAGCUGCUGGCCCAGGCUCUCACGUCUCUGUCUGACAAGGACUCGCCGGUGCCCGACGCAAACUUCAGACCCAUCAACGCCACUGUGCACAUUCUGGUGAACUACACGGACUUAAGCCCAGCACUGGGCCGUGCUGUGGGUCAGUGCGGCACCAUCAAACAUCUUCUGGACAUCCUGAAGCACCAGCCGCUGUGGGAGCGCAGCACCACUGAGCCGGCCAUACGCACGCUGCUGGUGGGCACCGUCACUCUGCUGGGGAACCUCUCCCAUGAGCCAGAGAACCGCGCCUGCUUCCGCCAGAGCAACGCGGUGCCCGUGAUGCAGGAGAUGCUCAAGAACGACAUCCAGGAGGUCAGGUUGUCUGCAAUGGACGUCAUCGCCCACGUGCUGGAGGAGAGCGACUGCGACCCCCUGGGAGAGACGAACUCCACUAACGAGCUGCUCCAGACCAUCAGUCGGCCCACCGUGUACGGCCGAUACAAGCAGGUGGGUGAGGUGAUAUACCUGGGCGAGGCGCUGCUGGAGUCUCUGGCCAUGCUGUCCAUGUGCUGGCCGGUGCGCAGGAAGAUCUACGAGGCGGGCGCCGUGGCUCCACUGGUGCAGAGCCUGAGGCAGGGCCGCUCCGUAGAGAAGCUCCACGCGGUGACGACGCUCAGCAGACUCAGCCAGGACCCCGGCACCUGCUCCCAGAUGAGGCAGGAGGGACAGCUCCACUGCCCCAUAUGGAGCACGAACCAGAACCAGCUGAGGGAGAGAGCGGCCGUCUCCUGGGGCAGCGUCGUGCUCCGCGCCGUCAAGGGCUUCAUCUCGUGCUGCUCCUCCUCCAGGUCCAAGGAGGUGCAGGCUCGCCUCGCAGGCGUCCCCAAGUGGCAGGAGGGUGACGUGCAGGCCUGGCUGGAGGAGAGCAGCCUGGGCGCCUACUGCCCCAACUUCACGCAGAUCGACGGCCGCAUCCUCCACUCCCUCCUGGAGAUCCGCCAGCAGGCCCCGGAGUUCUUCGCCAUGGUGGCACGGGAAGUGGGCGGCUUCCACCGCCUGGAGGACUUCCUCAAGUUCCUGGAUGCUGUGGAGAAACUGGACUGAUGAGGUGGCAGAGUCGAGGACAGAGCAGCUGAUUGGAGCUCAACCACACAAACACAGCACAACCACACA
Messenger RNA from Lethenteron reissneri (Far Eastern brook lamprey), 1371 nucleotides. RefSeq lists its product as uncharacterized. The record is from RefSeq and is a predicted model, not a curated record. NCBI's taxonomy places the organism in Eukaryota, Metazoa, Chordata, Hyperoartia, Petromyzontiformes, Petromyzontidae.